GCCCAUGAGGGGUCUAUAGUUUUCCUUCUCCUCUCAAUAAAUAUCCUAGUUGCUUGGAUUCUCUUCUUUUCCGCGAGUCAUUGGUUGUUAUUCGGUUGGAACGCGGCGUCUCUUCCGCUCGUCCAGAGAGCUUUCCUCCGCUUCCCCGUCAGAGCUUCUCCACGGCCGGUUCAACUGUAACAAGAAGUCUAAAAAACAAAGCCGCCACUUGACCCGAGCCCGUCUAAUGAUCCCCAUUCCCGAAAAUUAUCUAUUAUUAUUUCUAAAUCCUUUAACCCCAGAGGGGCCCCUUUCCUUAUCCACCGAUUUAAAUACCCUGCGUCACUUGUACCGAGGGACGUAGAAGCUAUACUUCCGUAUCUCCCCGUACUUAGGGCACCCUGUGAAGGUCCGAUAUCGUCACUAUUCUUUUCCUUAAUUAAGAAAAGAGUCAUUCCUUGCGCUCGAUUACCGAUUGACUCAUUUUUUCUUCGACUUUUCUUUAUCUUCACUUCAUAUCCCUUUCGCGUGCCAUUGUUCCUACCCAUCCUGUCGCACCGACCCCGGCAACAUAUACCCUCAAUUGAAAGGGCGUCGCACAUCAAUUGACUGUAUACCAACUCGGUGAUCGAAUAAACACAACCGCUCACCAUGUCGGCGAAGAGUGCGCAAGGCGGGAAUGGCAAUGGCAAUGGCAGGAAGCCACCUUCGGCGGCUGUGAACUUGAUCGCCGGUGGUGGUGCUGGAAUGAUGGAGGCGCUCGUAUGCCAUCCUUUAGAUACCGUCAAAGUCCGGAUGCAGCUUUCACGGCGCGCCAGAGCCCCGGGUGUAAAACCUCGUGGGUUUGUUGCCACUGGUGCUGAGAUUGUGAAGAAGGAGACCGCGUUGGGUCUCUACAAAGGUCUAGGAGCUGUUCUGGGAGGUAUCAUUCCGAAGAUGGCUAUCCGUUUCACCUCCUAUGAGUGGUACAAGCAAUUGCUUGCGGAUAAGGAGACAGGGCAUGUCACAAGCAAAGCAACUUUCCUUGCUGGUCUAUCUGCUGGUGUGACUGAAGCCGUGGCGGUAGUGAACCCUAUGGAAGUCAUCAAGAUUCGUCUGCAAGCGCAGCAUCACAGCUUGGCCGAUCCCCUCGAUACCCCCAAAUACCGCAGCGCCCCACAUGCACUUUUCACCGUGAUUAAGGAAGAAGGGUUCGGCGCUCUCUAUCGUGGUGUCUCACUGACAGCCCUCCGACAAGGAACAAACCAGGCCGCCAACUUCACGGCAUACACCGAGUUGAAGGCUGCACUCCAGAGAUGGCAGCCCGAAUACAGCAACUCACAGCUCCCAUCAUAUCAGACAACCGUGAUCGGAUUGAUCUCCGGUGCUGUGGGUCCCUUCUCCAACGCCCCCAUUGAUACAAUCAAGACCAGACUCCAGAAGACCCGCGCUGAGCCCGGUCAGUCAGCCGUGGCUCGUAUCAUGGCCAUCGCCAAGGACAUGUUCAAGGAAGAGGGGGCACGUGCUUUCUACAAGGGUAUCACACCCCGUGUGAUGAGAGUGGCCCCUGGUCAGGCCGUCACCUUCACCGUGUACGAGUUCCUCAAGGGCAAGCUGGAGCAGUCCAAGUGGAGCUUCGUGGGAGGCAACUAUGAGGAGUAGAAUUGACACCCGUGGAAGGAUUGACCGCUGCGUGUUCUCGAAAGCAUUUGAUACCAUGAGCAUGGUGGCGUUUUCGAUUGCAAUGCAUCAUCAGUACAUAUUCUUGUCGUUAUCUCUUGG
This is a messenger RNA of Aspergillus alliaceus, 1740 nucleotides long. RefSeq names its product putative succinate:fumarate antiporter (Acr1). Gene Ontology annotation, biological process: fumarate transport; succinate transport; transmembrane transport. The record is from RefSeq and is a predicted model, not a curated record. Lineage: Eukaryota; Fungi; Ascomycota; Eurotiomycetes; Eurotiales; Aspergillaceae. Bases 631 to 1620 code for a protein of 329 amino acids. The transcript has 5 exons.